AUGGCGGCCGCCGCCCAGCCCGCGCUGGCGGAGGAGUCGCCCUUCCUGCGCCACGGGUCGAUCGAGCCGCGCGGAUGCGACCACUCGGCGAUCAUGGGGGCCGUGCCUGAGACCAAGGUCAGUGUGCUUCAAAAUGGCCUGCGGGUCGCCAGUGAGACACAGCCAUUCGCUGAGACUGCGACAGUGGGUGUGUGGAUCGAUGCUGGGAGCCGUUUCGAGACCGACAGAAACAAUGGCACAGCUCAUUUCCUGGAGCACAUGGCCUUCAAAGGGACGAAGGACAGGACGACAAAGAGCCUGGAGGUUGAGGUGGAAAACAUGGGCGGCCACCUGAAUGCCUACACCUCUCGGGAGGUCACCUGCUACUUUGCCAAGGUCAUGGCCAAGGAUGUGCCUAAAGCGGUGGACAUCCUGGCGGACAUUCUGCAGAACCCCGUGUUUGACGAGGCUGCCAUCGCACGGGAGAGUGGGGUGAUUUUAAGGGAGAUGGAGGAGGUUGAGAAGCAAAUGGAUGAGGUGGUAUUCGACCAUCUGCAUGCUACAGCCUUCCAGCACAGCCCCCUGGGUAGGACUAUCCUAGGGCCAGCUGAAAACAUAAGGGCCAUAAGCAGGGAUGACCUGGCAGACUACAUCUCCACACAUUACACAGGUCCCAGGAUG
Ostreobium quekettii is the source of this 660-nucleotide messenger RNA. The record is from the annotation of a GenBank genome assembly. Lineage: Eukaryota; Viridiplantae; Chlorophyta; Ulvophyceae; Bryopsidales; Ostreobiaceae.